AUGCCAAGUGUACUGGAGAGCAUCUAUGUGAUUGUGGCAUCUGGAGAGUGCUUAGUGGGGGUUUUGGCUAAUGGCUUCAUUGGACUGGUAAACUGCAUUGAUUGUGUGAAGACCAGAAGAGUGACCUCAUUAGAUUUCAUCCUUACUGGCUUAGCCAUCUCCAGGAUUGGUACAUUGCUGUCACUAAUAACAAGUAACAUUUUUCUUUUUGGUUUGAAAAGCAAUUCCAUUAGACAUCUGGUGUAUUUAGAAGUUAUCUGGAACCUCAGCAGCCAUUCAAGUGCCUGGUUUGGAAGUUGCCUCAGUGUCUUCUAUUUUCUGAAGAUUGCCACCUUCUCCCAUCCUGCCUUCCUCUGGCUGAAGUGGAGAAUUAACAAGGUGGUCCUCAGGAUGCUGAUGGGAUGCUGGCUCAUAUCCUUGCUCAUUAUCCUUACAAUGGCAGCAAGAAUUGCUAAGAUUAAGAUAGUUUCCAUUGACCAAGGAAAUGAAACAGUUACUCAUAAUAACCAAGAAUUUAAAACCCUUAAGUUUCCCACCCUGAUUAUCUCCAGUACUGGGGGUUCAGUCCCUUUUGCUCUCUCCCUCUGCUCCUGUUUCCUGUUAAUACUGUCCUUGUGGAGGCACACCCAGCAGAUGCGUCUCAGGGUCAUGGGCUCCAGGGAUCCCAGUACAGAGGCCCACGUGAGGGCUAUGAAAGCCAUUGUCUCCUUCCUCUUCCUCUUUGUACUAUACCACUUGGGCAUCAUUAUGGCAGUCUUUAACCUGUCUAUGCUUCACAGUAAACUUGUGGCAAUGUUUUCAUUGAUGAUCAUGAAUGUCUAUCCCAUGACCCACUCCAUUAUCCUAAUUCUGGGUCACAGCAAGCUAAGGGAGGCCUCUGUGAGGGUACUGGGGAAGCACAGACUGCCUCAAAGUCCCUGGGAAAGUCUAAGUGGCAGAGACUGAACUUUGGGAAACCUUGUAUUUUUCAGGGAGGGGGUGGCAGUAAAGAAGCCAUCGAAUAAAUAUAACUAAAUGUGGAGAAGAAUUUACUUAGAGCUCCAACAUUGCUCUUUUGUCAUUGAGACUCUAAGGUCAUUGAGACUUUAAGGUCAUUCUGACUCUUUGUGACCCCAUGGAUCAUACUGUCAACAAUGCUUUGUUGGCAAGGACACUGGAGUUGUUUUCCACGUCUUUCUCAAGUUGAUCCAGUGCAAAGUUUUGUCACAGAAACUGAGGUGAGUGACUUAUCUAGGGUCACACACAUAAGAAGUAUCUCAGAUUGGAGUUGAACUCAUAUCUUUUGGACUUCAGGCUCAGUGCUCAAUCCACUGAGAAGGGAUUCAUGAUUUUCAUAUUAAUGGAUAUGAUAUGUAUAAUCAAUAUGCUAAUUUAGAUUUCUCAGAGCUGCCUCUUCUGGCAUUGGUAUCAGAAUCUACAAUGCAGCUUGAUAUGAUCGAUCAAACCCUUGACAAAGCUCUCACAAUCACUACAUUCCUAUGCCUGUGUACAUUAAGUGAAGCAAAUCAAAGAUUUAGAACCUGUUCCCAACACAGAACUCUGGGCCUAUGUCCCACCAAAUAAUAACCACCAACAAUACUGGUCCUACAGGACUCCAAGACUCCUGUCUUGUCCUGCAUUUAUGGGCUUGUCAUAAGCAACCACUCAGGCCCUGGAAAUGAUUGUUUGUAAUCCACCUCCCACCCCCUUCUCACUUGUGAUUUGUGUGUAUAUGCUGUGCCUUUCCUCUAGCAUAGAAAGCAUUUGUCACUCUGAAAACAAUUAAUUAAACCACUACUUGUUUCCUGGCA
Phascolarctos cinereus (koala) is the source of this 1790-nucleotide messenger RNA. RefSeq names its product taste receptor type 2 member 7-like. Gene Ontology annotation, biological process: sensory perception of taste; G protein-coupled receptor signaling pathway; detection of chemical stimulus involved in sensory perception of bitter taste. Gene Ontology annotation, molecular function: bitter taste receptor activity; G protein-coupled receptor activity. The record is from RefSeq and is a predicted model, not a curated record. Gene Ontology annotation, cellular component: membrane. NCBI's taxonomy places the organism in Eukaryota, Metazoa, Chordata, Mammalia, Diprotodontia, Phascolarctidae.